Molecule: messenger RNA, 2151 nt
Organism: Zonotrichia albicollis (white-throated sparrow)
Lineage: Eukaryota; Metazoa; Chordata; Aves; Passeriformes; Passerellidae
Source: RefSeq, a predicted model, not a curated record
GGGUACCGGUUGGGGUCAAAACGCUGCGGCGGCCGCGCUGUCGGCAGGGACGGGACGGCUGCGCUGGAUUCCCGGUCCCCCUCCGAUGGAUCCCACCCCGAGCGCUUCCCACCGCCGCCGCCUCCUGCUUCUCUCGCCGGCGUCCCCCGCCUCGCCCGCCGUGGUCAAGGCGCUCUUUCAGGAUGAGCUCUCGCCUGUCUCGGACCUUCGCCUCACUAUGGAGCAGCUGGGGCGCGGGCAGCGUGAAAACCUGGACCAAGACAUGGGAACCAAAAAUGGAUUGCACAGAUCAGCCUCUUCAGAGUCCACAGACUCAGGUUUGGCUUUGGAUUCUCCUGGCCCUGCGAGCUCCCACGACGCCAUGGAGGACACGUUUGAGAAAGCAAUCAAAGCCAGCAGGCUGAACCUUCGAAUACCUUUCAGAAGAAUCCAUUCCCUGCCACAAAGCCUGCUGGGCUCCAGCCCUGCUCUGAAGAGAAACCACUCUGACUCUCUGGACACUGAUGCUUUCCAGCCUUUGGAACAGGAUGAAAAUAAGGAAAAUGAAUCAUUUGAGUUCAAGAAGCCAACCAAACCAGCUUCUCGUGGCUUCCGUGAUGGGAGGGGUGUUCCUGCAGCAAGGCAGAAUUCAUCUCCAGCCCAGCUGCCCGUGGGGGAAACAGCCUCUGGGGAACAGGAGAGCUCCAGGGCAGCCUUCCUGCAGCAGCAUUCCCUGCCCUCCUCGGAGAGUGAGGAUGAUGAUGGCUUCAUGGAGCUGCUGGAUGACCAGGACUUGAAGAACGAUGAGGAGAUGCCCUCGGACGUGUCCAGCCUCUGGACGGCGCCGCUGGUCAUGAGGAGAGCGGACAGCAGGGCCAAGCGGUGCCGGCUGUUUGGCUCUUCAUCCAUGUCAAGCAUUGCAGGAAGAACCACCCAGAAGAGGAUGGAGAGGUCCCAGGAGGAGAAUUCUCCAGGGAAAAGCAAGAAGAGGAAAAGCCUGCCAGGAACUUCUGAGGACUCCACGAGCCUGAAGCUGGUGAGGACCCAGCCCUCCACAGCAGAGAUUGAGAGCAUUUUGGACAGUGACCAGAGGGACCUUAUCGGGGACUUCUCCAAGAGUUAUUUAUUUGACACUGUCGAUGGGAAACAUCAAGAUUUAAAAUACAUCGACUCCGAAAUGAUUGUGUCUGUGCUGACUGGGAAGUUUGAGAGCUUCAUCAAGCAGUGUGUGAUAAUUGACUGUAGAUACCCCUAUGAGUAUGAAGGGGGGCACAUCAAGGUCAUCGUGGUGUUCCACUGCGAGUUCUCCUCGGAGCGGGGCCCGCGCAUGUGCCGGUUUGUGAGGGAGCAGGACAGGCUGAGCAAUGAGUACCCCAACCUGCACUACCCAGAGCUCUAUGUGCUCAAGGGGGGCUACAAGGAUUUCUUCUCGAGGUGCCAGAGCUUCUGCGAGCCCCAGAGCUACCGCCCGAUGCACCACAAGGACUUCAAGGAGGACCUGAAGCGGUUCCGCACCAAGAGCCGGACCUGGGCCGGGGAGAAGAGCAAGAGGGAGAUGUACAGUCGGCUCAAGAAGCUCUGAGGGCUGCAGGGACCUGCAAGGACUGCCCAGCCUGGGGGCUGCAGUGGGACAGCCACGUGUUCCUGUGCUCCCACCCCCCUGGGCUGUCCCUCCCUGGGAUCACCUGGACCUCGGCCCCGCGAGCCGGAUUCCGGCUGGGAGCUGCCUUGGGAUUCUUUUGGUUACGUUGCUUCGUGAAAAUGUUGUGGCUUCUUGUGUUGUGUGACACCCCCAGAUCGCCCAGGAAGGGCGGGGACAGCCUCGUGGGGCUGGGCUCGGUGUCAGCACUGCCAGGGAAUUGUAGUGCCUGUUAAUUUUUUAAAUGCUUAAUUUUAUUUAAAUACAGUCAAAUGAAGCCAAUACCGCUGCGGUUGGAUCAUCUGGAUUGUACUUAAACCUUGUUUCUGCUCCAGGGCGACCUGCUGGGGGGGAGUGGGGGGUUAUUGUUUUUCUCAAUGCAGUUUUGGUUCUGUGGGAAGCAUUGUGGGAAGGAAAAUGGGAAAUAUCCCACGAUGGCUCAGGAUUCCCACCUGGGCCAGUGCUACAGGAAGCCCUGGGAGCCCAUCUGAGGGAAAAUGCUUCUUGUUCAUAAACAUCACGUUCACCUCGUU